This is a messenger RNA of Meloidogyne enterolobii, 825 nucleotides long. The record is from the annotation of a GenBank genome assembly. Lineage: Eukaryota; Metazoa; Nematoda; Chromadorea; Rhabditida; Meloidogynidae.
AUGUGGGCAUCUAUGUGGUGGCUUCGUCAUUUUCCACCAUUCUCUUUUGGUUUCCGAUUAGUUGAUAGAAUAGUAACAGAUUUAUUUAAAAAUGUCGAUGAGGAAAUUUUAUUAAAAUUAAAUGAAAGGGAACAAAAAAUAAAUAAAAAUAAUAAUUAUUACUGUUUUGUGGAUGCUUUUUUGGAUGAUAUUGAAAAAUUUGAAAAUGAAGAUAAAAAUAUAGAAAUACCUUUAAAACAACAUAAAUAUUUUAAUGAUGAAGCAUUACGAAAUUUGUGUUUUGAUCUUUAUAUUGCUAAUAAUUCAACAACAGCAAAUACAACAGAAUUUAUGUGUCUAUAUUUAACUUUAAAUCAAGAUAUUCAAAAUAAAUUACAUGAAGAAUUAAAAAACUAUGCAAAAACUAAUGGAUUAAUAACUAAAGCAAUUGAACAAUUAAAUAAUAAUGAAGGUGGUGAUGUGUGUUUGGACUAUAUUUGUUCGGCUAUUAGUUUGGAACACAGACCUAAAUUAAUUUAUACAAAUGCUGUUGUUAAUAUAUACCCAAAUCCUCAAAAUUUUGAACCUGAACGUUAUAUAGACAACGAAGGGAAAUUAAAAAAAGCUGACGAGCUAAUAGCUUUUGGUGUGGGGAAAAGGCAAUGUGCAGGAGAAGCAUUAGCAAGAAUGAUGCUUUUCCUUUUUGCUGCAAACUUUUUUCUUGCCUACAAAUUAUUACCAGAAGAUCCAUUAAAACCUCCAAGCAUUGAAAAACUUGGAGGGUUGACAGUUUAUGUAAAAGAAAAAUAUAAACUUAGAAUAGAGCCUUAUUUAGAUUUGUUUUAA